GCGGACCUGAUCCAGCCCCGCCCCGCGCCGGAGCCGAGCUGGGGGCCCGCCGGAGCUCAGCUUCAGCCCCAGCCAGAUUCGGCGUCGGCGUCAGCGGAGGCGGAACGGCAGACCCCGUGCCCUGGCGUCACUGGAGCCCUGGCCGGUGAAGGCAAGGUCUCUGGACUGGUCAGACAUCCCCUUGUGGCCCUGGCAGAAUCAACGUGAGGCCCUAUCAUGCCUCCUGAGUGAGGCCUGUAGCCUGAGCAGAUAGCAUGGCCUGCCACUGACAGUGAAAGCCAUGGCUGCAGGAGGUGGUCGGGCCUUUGCUUGGCAGGUGUUCCCCCCAAUGCCCACUUGCCGGGUAUAUGGCACAGUGGCGCACCAGGAUGGGCACUUGUUGGUGUUGGGGGGCUGUGGCCAGGCUGGACUGCCCCUGGACACUGCUGAGACACUGGAUAUGGCCUCACACACAUGGCUGGCACUGGCGCCCCUGCCCACUGCCCGGGCUGGCGCAGCUGCUGUGGUUCUGGGCAAGCAGGUGCUAGUGGUGGGUGGCGUGGAUGAGGUCCAGAGUCCAGUAGCUGCUGUGGAGGCCUUCCUGGCUGAUGAGGGCCGCUGGGAACGUCGGGCCACCCUCCCUCAAGCGGCCAUGGGGGUUGCAACUGUGGAGAGAGAUGGUAUGGUGUAUGCUCUGGGGGGAAUGGGCUCUGACACGGCCCCCCAGGCCCAGGUACGGGUAUAUGAGCCCCGCCGGGACUGCUGGCUUUCGCUACCCUCCAUGCCCACACCCUGCUACGGGGCCUCCACCUUCCUGCACGGGAACAAGAUCUAUGUCUUGGGGGGCCGCCAAGGCAAGCUCCCAGUGACUGCUUUUGAAGCCUUUGAUCUGGAGGCCUGUACCUGGACCCGGCACCCAAGCCUGCCUAGCCGCCGGGCCUUUGCUGGCUGCGCCAUGGCUGAAGGUAGUGUCUUUAGCCUGGGUGGCCUGCAGCAGCCUGGGCCCCACAAUUUCUACUCCCGCCCACACUUUGUCAACACUGUGGAGAUGUUUGACCUGGAACACGGGUCAUGGACCAAGCUGCCUCGAAGCCUGCGCAUGAGAGAUAAGAGGGCUGACUUUGUGGUUGGCUCCCUUGGGGGCCACGUUGUGGCCAUUGGGGGCCUUGGAAACCAGCCAUGCCCUCUGGGCUCCGUGGAGAGCUUCAGCCUUGCACGGCGGCGCUGGGAGGCACUGCCAGCCAUGCCCACAGCCCGCUGCUCCUGCUCUAGCCUACAGGCUGGGCCCCGGCUGUUUGUUAUUGGGGGUGUGGCCCAGGGUCCCAGUCAAGCUGUGGAGGCACUGUGUCUGCACGAUGGAGUCUGAAGGCCUGAAAAGACCUGCCUACCAGAGCAGCUCAGUGCCAGAGGCAGAUGUCUGUGGCUCCUUUUGCUGCCGAGGACACUCACUGUGGCUCUGGGAUGAGAGAGGCACAGGGGCAAGCACUUGAAACACUGCCUUGGGGACUUGGGUUAGGGGAGCCUUUGUCUUUAGUGCAGGACACACAUAUGCUUACCAUGUGUACCUACCUUUAUCACCAUGCAUUCAUGGGCCAUGCAUAGCUCCACCCUUGCCCUGGAUCCUACUAGGCCCUCUGUCCAGCUGGGAAGUGGGGAGAGGGGAGAGCUGCCCCACAGGGUCAGUGCCUAUCUGUAGUUGACCAGGCUUACCCCAGUGGCCAUUCCUGAAAAAUGCCAGCUGCCAACCUGCCUUGAGGGUCCCUGUUAGACCCAGGAGAAUUUAGAGAGGGUGAGGGACACAGAGGGAAUGGAGAGGAUUUGGGAACUGCCAGAGGGCCAGAGGAAUGCUGGUUUUGGGCCCUCUACACUGUUGGUUGUAUGACCUUGGGCAAGUCAUUUCACCUCUCUGUGCCUCAGCAUCCUCAUCUGUAAAUGGGGAUCUCUGAAACCUUACUGCCCUUCCUACCUCACAGGGCUGUUGUGAGGACCCAGGAACUUUGGAUGUGGAAGUAAAAGUGCUGCUAAAAUCUGG
This is a messenger RNA of Lemur catta (Ring-tailed lemur), 2011 nucleotides long. RefSeq names its product kelch domain containing 8B (gene KLHDC8B). The record is from RefSeq and is a predicted model, not a curated record. Gene Ontology annotation, molecular function: protein binding. Bases 281 to 1345 code for a protein of 354 amino acids. The transcript has 6 exons. Lineage: Eukaryota; Metazoa; Chordata; Mammalia; Primates; Lemuridae.